AUGUCGGGCGAUACUUUCGUGACCAACGGCGUCCGCAUCGCAGUCGAGGGUUGUGGACACGGCACUCUCAAUGCAAUCUACGCCGCUGUGGAUAGGGCGUGCUACGAGCGCCAGUGGGAUGGCGUCGACCUGCUCAUCAUCGGCGGCGACUUCCAGGCCGUCCGCAAUGCCGCCGACCUCAACGUCAUGUCAGUGCCCGCCAAGUACCGCGAGCUGGGCGACUUCCACGAGUACUACAGCGGCGCCCGGAAGGCCCCCUAUCUGACCAUCUUCGUCGCCGGCAACCACGAGGCGUCCUCUCAUCUCUGGGAGCUGUACUAUGGCGGCUGGGUCGCACCCAACAUCUACUACAUGGGCGCCGCCAACGUGCUCCGCCUGGGCCCCCUGCGCAUCGCCGGCAUGAGCGGCAUCUGGAAGGGCUUCGACUACCGCAAGCCGCACUACGAGCGCCUGCCCUUCAACACCGACGACAUCAAGAGCUUCUACCAUGUGCGCGAGAUUGACGUCCGCAAGCUGCUGCAGCUGCGCACCCAGGUCGACAUCGGCAUCAGCCAUGACUGGCCGCGCGCUAUUGAGAAGCACGGAAAUCAACGGCGGCUAUUUCAGAUGAAGCCCGACUUUGAGCGAGAGUCGCGAGACGGGUCCUUGGGCAACCCGGCUGCUGAGUACGUUCUCAACAGGCUGCGGCCGCGGUUCUGGUUCUCGGCGCAUCUGCACUGCAAGUUCGCCGCCAUCAAGGAGUUUGAGCCGAGCAAGCUGGCCCAAGGAAGCCAGGAAACCGCCCAACCAGUCCCCGAGGCAGCCCCAGAGCAAUCCCCCGCUGUGAAUCCAGACGAAAUUGACCUUGGCCUUGACGAAGACGGCAAUGGUGAAGUUGCAGUAGAACCGGCCCCAGAAGAAGAACCCGCUGAAGAAACCCCCACAACCGAGUCCCUCCGCGCUCAACUCCCCGCCUCCUUCGCCAAACCCGCCCAGGUCACCCGCCAGAUACCCGGCCAGCCCGUGCCCCCGGGUAUAAACAACACCACCACACGCUUCCUCGCUCUCGACAAGUGCCUCCCCGGCCGCAAGUUCCUCCAACUAAUGGAAAUCCCACUCCCAGACAGCACCUCGCCCGAAAAAUCCACCACCGCGACCACCUCCCCUCUAACCCACCCACUCCAACUCAAGUACGACCCGGAAUGGCUCUCCAUCCUCCGCACCUUCCACCCCCUCCUGAAAAUAGGCGACCGCACCGCCACCACCCCUCCCGACGAAGGCGAAGCCCACUACCUCUCCUUAAUCGAGGAGCAGCGCCGCUGGGUAGACCAACAGAUCGACGACGAGAAGCUGACCGUCCCGGAAAACUUUACUAUCACGGCGCCCGUGCACCGGCCGGGCAUCGACCCGGAGGUGACAGACGAGAUGCCGCGCGAGUGGACGAACCCGCAGACGGCAACGUUCUGCGAGAUGCUGGGCGUGACGAACCUCUGGGAUGCGAGCGAGGGAGAGAGGAAGGUGCGGAGGGAGAUGGGCCCUGCGCCGGCUGAGUUUGGUGGCGGUGGUGGUGGGUCCGUCGGCGAGGUGGCAAGGCGGGUUGUCGUAUCGAGUAUUGUGUGCUCGUUCGAAGGUCAAGGGUAUGGCUUAUAUGGCUUGUUUAAGUCCAAUAUGUGA
Messenger RNA from Parathielavia appendiculata, 1653 nucleotides. Its product is annotated as DBR1-domain-containing protein. Gene Ontology annotation, molecular function: RNA lariat debranching enzyme activity. The record is from RefSeq and is a predicted model, not a curated record. The transcript is spliced from 3 exons. The coding region runs from base 1 to 1653 and encodes 550 amino acids. Lineage: Eukaryota; Fungi; Ascomycota; Sordariomycetes; Sordariales; Chaetomiaceae. Gene Ontology annotation, cellular component: nucleus. Gene Ontology annotation, biological process: mRNA splicing, via spliceosome.